This is a messenger RNA of Paramecium tetraurelia, 954 nucleotides long. RefSeq lists its product as uncharacterized. The record is from RefSeq and is a predicted model, not a curated record. The transcript is spliced from 5 exons. NCBI's taxonomy places the organism in Eukaryota, Ciliophora, Oligohymenophorea, Peniculida, Parameciidae.
AUGGCUUAAUAGACUCUUAAAUAAUACAAAGCUAACUAAGAUUAAUAAUCUAUUACAAAUUAAUAACAUAGAACAUGCUCAAUUAAUUAGUCUUCAAUUGUAGAAAAUGAUUCAUUAUCCUCAAAAAAGAAAAAAGUCUAUGAGAGAAUUAUGAGUUCUUAAACUAAUCGAGAUAAAUAAUCAGAAGUCUCCUAAUAUUAUGAUCAUCUAGGAGGUAGAAAUUCAAUUUUAUCAAACUUAGGCAAAUGUCUAUGUUCAUUAUGUAACUGCGGAAAACAUAAAUGUAAUAGCAAAAAUUGCAUCAACAAGCCUUAAUUGCAUGGAAAUUACACAAUAUAUCAAAAAGAAUUCGUAAAAAAGACUCCAGAAAAUGGAUCAAGAUACAACCAAACUAUAUUUUCAUAACCAAAACCUUAAGGUGAUUUAGGAAAUGUGACUACAUACAAACAUGACUUCCCAGGAUAUAAUAACAAAGUGGAAUUCUAGAAAAACACUUCUAAACCUACUGUUAGUGGUGUUCCUUUUUCUGGAAUUUCAACUUAUAAUAAUAUGUAUUUAAAUUGGGGAAUGGGUGAUACACCUCAAUUAUUGCCAUAAAACAAUCCUACUGUUAUUAAAGAAAUGCCAUUUAUGGGAAGGAGCAUUUAUAAAGACAGUUAUUAGGGAGCUCAAACAUUACCAGCACAAACCUGUAAAAACAUGAACAAAGCUUUAAAAUCACCUUUAUCGCCUCCUGAUUUGAAAUUUAAUGCAGAAUCUAUUGCGAAAUCAUCAUACAAGCCAUUUAAACCAGAAAAAACUUAAAGUUCCAAAGGCAAAUAAGAUCCAAAUUUAAAUCCCUCCUAUAAUGGCUAGUACAAUAGUGAAUAUCACAAAGAGUUUGAUUCAAAACAUUUGAAUCAAUGUCCUGCUAAAGAAGUAUUAGAAGAGGUUGCUCGUAACACUUAAUUUUGA